AUGGAGUUUAACCCCACUAGAGCAAUUGUCCAUAAUGAGGGCUGCGACCUUCACUACUGGCAUCAAGGCGCCGGCCCUCUCAUGAUCUUCGUCCCAGGUGGUAACGGCCACGGGAGACAAUUCAACAACAUCAUAGCCGCUUUAUCAGACCGCUAUACUUGCGCGACGUUCGACCGACGCCAAAUGUCGGCGAGUCAAGUCCCUGUCAACAAACCACUAAGCCCAACCCAACAAGCCCGUGAUAUCCGAGCUGUUAUCAAAGCUGUCGGAUUCAACAAAGCUAUCGUUUUUGGCAGUAGCAGUGGUGGUAUCUUCGGAUAUCAAUUUGCCCACGACUAUCCCGAGAUGGUUGUCCAUCUGAUUUCCCAUGAAGCAGGGAUUUCUGCGCUCAUGCCUGAUGCGACAGAGAUUUACGACUGGAUGUAUGGUCUUAUUGCAUUGCACAGAGAAAAGGGACUAGAUGCUGUCGUGGCAGAAUUCGACAAGUGUCUCAUUGGCUAUGAUGACGAGGGAGUUCCUAAGCCUGCAUCUCCCGAACCGUCAAAUAGUCGCAACUUCUGGGAGAAUGAGUUCCCAAGAUUGCUUGGCUAUGCUCCCAAUUUCUUUCGAAUCAAAGAGAACCAGACCAGUGUUGGUGUUAUGAGAGGUGCAAGAUGUAAGGAGGCGUUUUAUGCUAGGGCUAUCGAGGCACAGGCUGAGAUUUUGGGCUGUCCACGUAUGACCGUGCCGGGUAAUCAUGAGGGUUUUCAGUGUGAGACGAAGGACUUUGUUCCUUUUCUCUUAGAGAUGAUUGAUAUAUUGGAGAAAAGGAAGCAGUCUGUCUAG
Messenger RNA from Fusarium coffeatum, 825 nucleotides. RefSeq lists its product as uncharacterized. NCBI's taxonomy places the organism in Eukaryota, Fungi, Ascomycota, Sordariomycetes, Hypocreales, Nectriaceae. Bases 1 to 825 code for a protein of 274 amino acids. The transcript has a single exon. The record is from RefSeq and is a predicted model, not a curated record.